Molecule: messenger RNA, 838 nt
Organism: Impatiens glandulifera
Lineage: Eukaryota; Viridiplantae; Streptophyta; Magnoliopsida; Ericales; Balsaminaceae
Product: actin-related protein 2/3 complex subunit 4
Exons: 7
Coding region: 118-570 (150 amino acids)
Biological process (GO): actin filament polymerization; Arp2/3 complex-mediated actin nucleation
Cellular component (GO): actin cytoskeleton; Arp2/3 protein complex
Molecular function (GO): actin filament binding
Source: RefSeq, a predicted model, not a curated record
ACUUCAUCUAAUGAAUUUCCAUUUGUGCAUAAGAAUAUAACAGAUUGAUUUGAAACAUUUCAGGCAACCUCAUUGCGGUUAUAUUUGACUUGUAUAAGGAACACUCUCGAGGCUGCAAUGUGUCUGCAGAAUUUCCCAUGCCAAGAAGUUGAAAGGCAUAACAAACCCGAGGUGGAGUUGAAGACAAGCCCAGAACUGCUGCUAAAACCUAUUCUGAUUUGUCGGAAUGAGGCUGAGAAAUGCUUAAUUGAGACUUCCAUAAAUUCACUGCGGAUAAGCCUUAAGGUGAAGCAAGCAGAUGAACUAGAAAACAUACUUGCUAAAAAGUUUCUUAGAUUCCUGUCAAUGCGGGCAGAAGCAUUUCAGGUCCUGAGGAGAAAGCCAGUGCAGGGCUAUGAUAUCAGCUUUCUCAUAACAAACUACCACUGUGAGGACAUGCGGAAGCAAAAGCUCAUAGAUUUCAUUGUGCAAUUCAUGGAGGAUAUAGAUAAGGAGAUUAGUGAACUGAAGUUGUCGGUGAAUACUCGGGGAAGGCUUGUGGCAACGGAGUUCCUUAAACAAUUCAUUUGAAGAGAGUUUGAAACUUAUUGUAAUCAAAUUUGUAAUUCUGAAUUUAGAUGACUGAAUUGUAGAUAGAUAAUUUCCAAAUGAUGUCUUAGUGUUAGUAUGUCAUUUAUGGCUUCUCCAGUUUUACAAUCAUAAUGAAAGACUCAAUGGUGUUGCCACUUGUCUGAUAAAGUUUUAAUUGUGUGUUGAAACGUAGUGAUGGAUUGUUUUCGUUUCAACGACUUUGCUCGGAAUAUUGGGUAUUUGUGUGGAAUUACAAACUAGUGUGAGU